UUGACUCCGCUGUCCUGGCUGUCGCUGUACUUCUUCUGGGAACAUGAUGGGGGUGGGAAGAAGAAAAUAGAGAUUGGGGGGGGGCAGUGGGCAGACCUUCCAAUUAACAUUUGAGUCACUCCAUAUCAUUAGCAGCUCUGUGUGGCGCAUUAGGACCACACAUCGUGCCGGAGACGCACCAGGGCUGGUGGGGCUAAUCUCAACUGACGCAACACCCCUGGGCCUGGCUGAGACCGACGUCAACCUCCAACCUCCUCACUCAACACUAGCCUGUGAAUGAGUCCCAAAUGGCACCCUAUUCUAUUCCCAAAAGGGUGCUAUUUCAGACGGGCCCUGGUCAAAAGUAGUGCACUAUACAGGGAAUAGGGUGCCAUUUCAGGAGCACACUAUCAUCAACACUGGGCUCGGGGUUUGUUUAGAUCUGAAAUGCCGCUUGUAAUGCUAUGUUUUUUGUUUGUCAUGCCCACUUCACACUUUUUUUGAACACUUGUCAAUUCCAUGUCACAACUUUGCAGAUAUUGGAUGUUGGACAAAUGUAUAAUAUUGUUUUGUUCGUGUGACUGUGUCGAACCUCUGUGACCUUCUUCACUUCUUCCCUACAGCUAGUGACCCCCAUGACAUGCACCCACACACACGUCCUCAUCAACCAAUCGCAUCCCUGUAUUGGUACGAGGAAGAGCCAAGGAUGAGGAAACCUAUAUAUUGGUGGCGCCACUGUUACGUGACACUUCGACAGGGCUGUUUUGUGUGUGGACCAACAACCAACUUCCUUCUCUGACAUCCAGCCGCUGUUUUGUUUUCCAAUAGGAUAAUUAUUGUUGAACAUCCAGUCUAAGAUUAAUCACUGCUGAAUACAGCAUUGAAGGAUAGUCAGUAUACAGUUUAACCAAUAGGAAAGGUACAGACAGGGGAGAUGCUGUGUUCCCAGCUGCAGGUGUUACUGGUGGCUCUGUCUGCCUCAGUGUUGCUGGCGAGGGUCAGCGCCGCUCCACACAGAGACAUGCUAGCUGAACUACUGAGAGCAGAUACAACCAAGGGCAACGAGGAUCUCUCCCGCAACCUCCUGCUGAAGAUCAUGUCGGACCUGAUGAGCACAGCCGUGGAGGAGAACGAGGUACUACCGGAACUGGAGGAGGCACUCGGGGUGAGGGAGGAGGUGGUGCGCCAGCUACCCCUCUCCCAUCGGGAACGCAAGGCUGGAUGCCGGAACUUCUUUUGGAAGACAUUCACAUCGUGUUAACUUGCCAAGCAGCCUCUUCUUUGUGCUGGAUCAUUUUUAGACAUAUUUCUUGCAAUGUCACAAAUGUAAAAUGACAGCUACUUUUUUUUUUUUUUCACUGUUCAUUAUCAAUUAAAAGGCCUAGAAUGUUCUUGGCACGUACCUGAUAUGUCUUUUUCAUGGGUUGGUUGUCUAGCAACAAAAGCAACCCGUGCGCAACUAUGGGGCAGGCUUAGAUUAUUGACAUGUAAGCUAUAUUUCGCCUCCAAUGUUUAUUGAAAACAAAUAAAUGUGCAUAAUGAG
Salmo salar (Atlantic salmon) is the source of this 1522-nucleotide messenger RNA. RefSeq names its product somatostatin 5 (gene sst5). Lineage: Eukaryota; Metazoa; Chordata; Actinopteri; Salmoniformes; Salmonidae. Gene Ontology annotation, cellular component: extracellular region. The record is from RefSeq and is a predicted model, not a curated record. Gene Ontology annotation, biological process: regulation of cell migration. Gene Ontology annotation, molecular function: hormone activity.